AUGUCGCGGCCAGACCUUAGCGACUUGACCGGCGACAACGAAUUAGCCAAAAUCGCACGCGAAACAUGGCUUGCAACAGCGAACCCGCCGAAAGUGCUGCCCAGUACCGUCACAAAGCUCUGGAAGCUGGUUGAAGAAGAUGGAUGCUCAGCCUUCUCACUGCUUCUGCUAGAGCAGCUGCAGGCACUGGAGAGAUAUCUGUGGCCUGGCUACACCUCAGACUCGUCAAACCAGCAUGUGCUUCUACUAGCACUGCUGGUCAACACCAAGCGACAGGAACACCUUCCCACAUGGCCAACCUUUGCCAGCAACCCAGAACGAGCAGACGACUUCGCCGAUUUCUUCAGACGCGUCGCGCAACUGAGCAUCGAUCAAUCACUUUCUACGACGCUACGAUCUUUCCUCCUCACUUUCAUCGUUGGUGCUUACCAGAGUCUCGACCAUGGCAUUAUCCGCAAAGAGUGUGCCCCUCUGGUCUCGAUAGGCAUCUGGCACAACCUACACGACGAUGCGACUCGGGAGCGGCAUCUGGGAAAGAGACCACAGCUGCAAAAGGCAUGGCGAGCAGCAGGAAAGAAGCUCGACAACGAGGAUGCGGCAGGACAGGCCAAGCUGCGGUUCCAGCGUAGUUGGCUGCAUACUUUGCUUUUGCAAUUCCUGGAUAAGCUCUACGAUGCGGAUGCGGGUGCGGACACCAAGCAGGAGAACGUGCUGUUCUGCGAGCGCUUUCUUGAAUUGCUAUGCGACCUGCAGAGCCAGCUCCCCACGAGGCGAUAUGUCAAUACUCUGCUGAAGGACAUGAACGUGCUGUCUGCAAUAAGGCUGUCGUUCAUGUACCAGGACGAAGAAGUGCUGAAGGAGAUGUAUCAGCUUCUGGCGCACUACACGCAUUUUCCUAUCGAGGACCAGACGGGAGAACAGUUGAGCAGACAGGCUUAUGAGGAGGUCCAGAAUGCUGAGAUCUCGAGGCUGCAGAAGGUGUCACUGAAGCUGCAACCGGAAAAGCUCAAGAUCCUGGUUCUGACCAACUUUGGUGCACUUUCGCAACGGCAAGGGCUGGAAGGUCAUAUGCAGGCGCUGACGGAUCAAGAAGUGCUUGUGCUAUGCAAAGAGCUGGGUUUGAGAACAGCGGAAUACCCAGAGAAAUCAAUACUGGUCCGAGAUCGAACAUUCUUUGUGGAGACACUGGUGGAGGUGAUCGAGAAAAAACCAUACUACACGGAGAGGCUACGGACACUGCGAGUACUGCCGACAGAGGAGACGCUGUACGACGAUGCGAUGCUCCGCGUGGACGAGCAUGACCACUCACGACCUCUGCCUAUUCCAAAGCUGAAUCUUCAAUACCUCACGAUAGGCGACUUCCUCUACCGCUCGUUUGUUUUGUACCGACACGAAGCACUUUACGGAAUCAGAAAGCACAUCGAGGACACCAUUAAACGAUUGAAGCCGCGCUUGGGGGGUGGUAUCACCAGAUUUGACGGCUUCUCACGACUAGCGAUACCCAUCAGCAAGCCUGGCAUAAUCGACGUUGUAGCGCCUCGUGUUGGCGAAGUAGUACCUGCAGAGGCCAAGGUUGAGGUCGUACUGGACGUGAGCAGACUGCAGCCAGGGCUACGACGAGAAUGGGAGACCCUUCGACCUGACGACGUCGUCUUCUUGCUUGCUCUGCAUCCCCAAGACACAAGCAUGAAGCUCACCAACGGCAACAGCAAGCACUCCGCCGCUAAGACGAUCGGCUUGAAGCACGUAAGAUGUGCUGAAGUCAUUAGCGUGCUUGAUGAGAACAGCAGACCGCUCCGCCAAGGUCAAGAGCAGCAAGACUACAUUGAUGGAGCACCACGGCCAAGAUCGAGGCGUCUGUUACUGAGACUGGACGCCGCAGCUUACAAGGCAGAUAAGGAGCGAGCAGAUGCAGGCAAGGGCGACAUCUACGAAAGUGUUAAUGUUGUCGUCCGUCGACGAGCACGCGAGAACAACUUCCGGCCUGUCCUGGAGAGCAUUAAGCAGCUUGCUGUGUCCGACGCACCGGUACCUAGCUGGCUACAGGAGGUAUUCUUGGGCUACGGCGAUCCACAGUCUGCAACUUACAAGCGACUACCGAACAGGCUGAACAGCGUCGACUACCGGGAUACUUUCUUGGACUGGCAGCAUCUAAUAGAAUCACUGGCUGGCAAGACUUUAGAGCCUGACCCGAAGUUUGACACCGUUUUUCCUCCGCCGUACGUGCUCGAAUCUACAGGUACGCAACCUGCGCCUGCGCCACCGAAGAAGAACAAGAAGCGGAAACACGACCAGCCAGAUGGUCCAGAACCUGCACCUUCCGCAGAGACCUACAGGGUGUCCACCUACAAGCCACCCAGCCUUGGACCUUAUCCCACUGACGUGCAUAAGCUGAACGGAGUGCGAUUCACACCAAUACAAGUUGAAGCAAUCACGUCUGGCACACAGCCCGGUUUGACCAUGAUAGUUGGGCCCCCCGGCACAGGCAAGACGGAUGUGGCGACACAAAUCAUCAACAACAUCUACCACAACUUCCCACAACAACGCACACUUCUCAUUGCACACUCAAAUCAAGCGCUGAAUCAACUCUUCCAAAAGAUUGUGGCCCUCGACAUCGAUGAUCGUCAUCUGCUGCGGUUGGGUCAUGGCGAAGAGGAGCUUACAACAGAAGCGAGCUUCAGCAAAGCAGGCCGAGUUGAGUCUUUCAACGAGCGAGCUGGACAUCAUCUGGCGGAAGUGCAACGUCUGGCUGCUAGCAUCGGAGCCGUUGGCGCUCAUGGUUCCAGCUGUGAGAACGCAGACUACUUUGAUCAGGUCUGGGUACAGCCACUUUGGAAGCGAUACCGGGAGUCGUGCAAGUCAGACGAAGCCAAGUCGGAAGAUCUGGUCACCUCGUUUCCGUUUCACUCCUUCUUCGCCGAUGCGCCACAGCCUCUCUUCGUGCCAGAUGCAUCAAAGGAGCAGAUCAUCGAGACCGCUGAAGGCUGCGAGAGGCACAUUCGCCGCGUCUUCGACGAGCUGGCUGACAUUCGACCAUUCGAGAUCUUGCGAGCACAACGCGACAAGGCGAACUACCUUCUUGUCAAGGAGGCCCGCAUUAUUGCGAUGACAUCUACGCACGCUGCUAUUAGAAGGCAGGAAAUUGCCAACCUCGGCUUUCACUAUGACAACGUAAUCAUGGAGGAGGCCGCACAGAUCACAGAGGUCGAGAACUUCGUGCCAUUCGUGCUUCAAGCUCCACGCACGCAAGACGGCAAGCCAGCUGAGUCGCAGCUCCAGCGCAUUGUCCUGGUCGGCGACCAUCUGCAGAACUCGCCGGUGAUACAGAACAAUACACUGAAGACCUACGCCAAUCUCGAACAAUCGCUCUUCCAGAGACUGAUUCGCCUCGGUGUGCCGCACAUUCAGCUCGAUGCUCAAGGCCGAUCACGACCUUCACUGGCUGCGCUGUACAAAUGGCGAUACCCAACACUACAGAACUUGCCCUUCACCUCGACUGCACCAGAGUUCGUCGCCGCCAACGCUGGCCUCCGCUAUGAUUACCAAUUCAUCGACGUACCCGACUACCAGGAGAAGGGCGAGACAGAACCAACGCCGCACUUCCUGCAGAACCUGGGUGAAGCCGAAUAUGCUGUCGCACUGUACCAGUACAUGCGCCUACUCGGCUACCCAGCGGAGAAGAUCACGAUCUUGACAGCAUACGCCGGACAGAAGGCGCUCAUCAAAAAUGUUCUCGAUCAUCGGUGCAAAGAGAACCGCCUCUUCGACUUACCUGGCUGGCUCGGUACAGUGGACAAGUAUCAAGGUGAACAGAACGACUAUGUCAUUCUGUCACUUGUGCGUACGAAGUCACCAGGUUACCUCCGCGAUCUGCGCCGCCUGACAGUCGCACUAUCCCGUGCUCGUCUUGGUCUUUACGUUUUUGGCAGGCGAGAAGUCUUUGAGUCCUCACUCGAGCUAAGAGAAGCUUUCGCAACACUCUUCGAGAGGAGUGAUAAGCUAAGCUUGGUCACGAAUGAGAUGUUCCCGGCUUCUCGAGAGCUGAACGACAAGGCACCUGAAGGCGUCGCAGAAAUGGCAGGCGUGGAGCAUCUGGGACAGUAUGUGUUCCAGAUGACUCAGGCGAAGGUCAAGGCAUUGAAAGAAGGGGCUAGCCAGCUGCCGCCGCCUGCAGUUAAGCAGAGGAUUGAAGCAGCGGGUGACGAUGAGGACGACGAAGAGGAUGAUACUGCGCAGGGCGGUGGCGUUGACGAAGAUGGAGAUGAGGAGUUGAUGUAG
This is a messenger RNA of Fulvia fulva, 4278 nucleotides long. Its product is annotated as RNA helicase aquarius. The transcript has a single exon. Lineage: Eukaryota; Fungi; Ascomycota; Dothideomycetes; Mycosphaerellales; Mycosphaerellaceae. Gene Ontology annotation, cellular component: catalytic step 2 spliceosome. The record is from RefSeq and is a predicted model, not a curated record. Gene Ontology annotation, biological process: mRNA splicing, via spliceosome. The coding region runs from base 1 to 4278 and encodes 1425 amino acids. Gene Ontology annotation, molecular function: helicase activity; mRNA binding.